AUGUGGGGAAGCGCUACAUUCGACCCGGAUCGCGAAAUCCCAGACCUUUCGGGAAAGACCAUCCUCAUCACUGGCGGCAGCAGCGGUCUCGGGCUCGAAUCCGUUCGGCAACUCGCCAGACAUGGCGCCAAUGUCAUUCUUGCAGCCAGAAAUAAGUCUAAGUCGCUCGCUGUCAUCGAGCAACUCAAGACUGAACAUUCACACGCCCACAUCUCGUUCCUGCAGCUCGACCUCGCAUCCUUCGCUUCUGUCGCAGCUGCUGCAAAGACUGUGCUCACCGAGAACGACAGAAUGGACGUGCUGAUGAAUAACGGUGGCAUCAUGGCCGUGCCGGAGGGUUUGACGGUGGAAGGAUAUGAGAUACACUUCGGGACGAACCACAUGGGUCAUGCGCUGCUGACGAAAUUGCUGAUGCCGUUGUUGCUCAAAACGUCGGAUCUGCCUGGUGCUGACGUCCGCAUCGUCAACCUAACUUCCAUUGCCCAGGAGCAGCUCGCACCCACUGCCGGCUUCCUGCCAUCUGAAGCAAAGACAACAAUGCCGAACAGAGGGACUUGGGAGCGAUAUGGACACAGCAAGCUCGCCAAUGUCCUGUUCACCAAAGCUCUGUCGCAGAGGUAUCCGCAGCUGACAUGCGUGGCAGUACAUCCCGGUGGCGUUAAGACGGAUUUGGCAGACACAGUGUCGGCAAUUCGAACUGGUUGA
Cyphellophora attinorum is the source of this 705-nucleotide messenger RNA. Its product is annotated as putative oxido. The coding region runs from base 1 to 705 and encodes 234 amino acids. The transcript has a single exon. The record is from RefSeq and is a predicted model, not a curated record. NCBI's taxonomy places the organism in Eukaryota, Fungi, Ascomycota, Eurotiomycetes, Chaetothyriales, Cyphellophoraceae.